Styela clava is the source of this 1545-nucleotide messenger RNA. Lineage: Eukaryota; Metazoa; Chordata; Ascidiacea; Stolidobranchia; Styelidae. The record is from RefSeq and is a predicted model, not a curated record.
AUGUACCAUCUCAUGAGGUUAACACCACGACAGAGUAGCCACUCAGAGAGCCAAGAGGCAAAGAAAGCCAUUCAGGCAGGAAUUAGAGUGUUAACAAGUGAGAAUUAUGUAGCCGAACUGUCAGCACUCGCAGAAACAACGCCACCUAGCUCGUUCAGGAAAACUACAGCACUCGCAGAAACGAUGUCAUCUAGCUUGUCUAAGAAAGUUGCAGCUCCCAGGAAGAAAAAAGAAAAUAAACCCUCUACAAAUACGUAUGGGGUCGAAGGUCACAUCAACUUGACCCCGUUUAUCACAGUUUCUGAAGAAAACCCAAUCAGCGCUGAUUCGCGAAUCUUUCGCGCCACCCUGUGUAGUAAUGUUGUUGGCGAUCGCGAAAUUGCUGUUAAAAUCUUACGCGAUGGCGAGCGCGAACGACGAGAAGCGCAAAUUCAUUUCGCUGUUCCUCAUCAUGUAAAUAUUGUCGAGCGCUUGUUCACUGACACAUUCAAGUAUCACGGUCAGUCUUGUAUUUACAUCGCAAUGGAGAAGUGCGAUCCGUUGAAUCUUUACGAUUAUAUUAAGUUAGAAGUCAAGGAGAAGAUCCCAUUUGAAGCCAAUAAAUACAUAUCUUUCACGUUUCAAAUUGCUCUGGGGUUAGAUUUCCUUCACAGUCAUGAUGUUCUGAAUCGGGAUCUUAAACCGCAUAAUGUGUUGCUUGCUGGAAAUGUGGUGAAGCUUUGCGAUUUUGGCCUUUCCAAAAUAAUACCCAGUGGACAUGAAAUCACAGUUCAAAGUAUGGUUCAGCCUGGGACUGAUGGCUGGCGUUCGCCCGAGUUGCUCAAAGGCGCCAAGGAUAUUGGCAAAGGAUCUGACGUAUAUCCUCUUGCGCUGAUAUUCGGCUAUGUUUGGUCACACGGUAAACACGUUUUCGGCAAUGACCCCCAUUCAUGGAAUCAUUACAUAAAACGCAAUAAAAACUUGAACCUCGAUCAACUGCAAAUACCAGACCGCGAUCGUGGAAAGUCUUUGCUAAACAAGAUGCUGAAGCAAAACCCUUCUGAACGUCCAACAACUUCGGAAAUCUUGCAGCACGAUGUCUUUAAACAACACGGAGCGAGUUACCUCAAAAGAAACGAAUCUGUUGCCAUCUAUGCUAGUAUUACCAAUACGUCCCAGGACUCUGCCGAGGAAAACAAAAACUUAACAUCAGAAUCAAUUGCUAAAGAGAAGAAAUCAUUUCUGAAGAAGACCAUGCGAGCACUUUCCAACUUGAAAAGUUCACCUGAUGCACAAAAGGCUACUCCCGCAAUAAAACAGGAGGCGCAAGCACUUUCCGACUAUGACAAAAGUUCACCUGAUGCACAAAAGGCUACUCCUGCAACAAAAAAUAAAGCACAAGCACUUUUCGACUAUGACAAAAACGAAGAUUACGAAAUUAGCUUUCGGAAAGGAGACAUUUUCACAGAUGUUGAAUAUACAGAUUACGAUUGUUGGCUUGGUACCUGCAACGGGCAACGGGGAUUAAUUCCUUCGAAUUACGUAAAGUUGAUGCUAACAAAGUAA